CUCUCCCUCUCCGUCUCUCUCUAUCUCUCUCUUCGCUGAGUCGACUGGUUCCGGCGUGACGCCGCGCCAUUUGAAGCGGACUCGAAGCGGCGGCGCUUCACGCAUCCCGCUGCAACACUGCGCCGAACCGAGCCUCGUUUCGCCGGAACCCUAACCUCCCUUCGCCGUGCUCGGAAGCCUUUCCUCUUUUGCGGCCGUACAGCUUCGGAGGCAUGGCAACUCAAGCCGCCGCCGCCGCCGCCGCUACUUUCAAUGGCAACAUGAAGAAAGCACUUGCUGGCUUGAGACGUAUCAAUCUGGAUGGACUGCGGUGGAGAGUGUUUGAUGCAAAAGGCCAGGUUCUUGGGAGAUUAGCUUCUCAAAUAGCAACCGUGGUCCAAGGCAAGGAUAAGCCCACAUACGCUCCUAAUCGGGAUGAUGGGGAUAUGUGCAUUGUGCUUAAUGCAAAGGAUAUUUGUGUCACAGGGAGAAAGAUGACAGAUAAAGUUUAUUACUGGCAUACUGGGUAUGUGGGCCACCUCAAGGAAAGGACCUUAAAGGACCAAAUGGCGAAGGACCCCACAGAAGUCAUUAGGAAAGCAGUUCUCCGCAUGCUUCCAAGAAACAAAUUGCGUGAUGAUAGAGACAGAAAACUCAGAAUAUUUGCUGGUGGUGAACACCCUUUUGCUGACCGGCCUCUUGAGCCUUAUGUGAUGCCUCCUAGGCAAGUACGGGAAAUGCGACCUCGUGCAAGACGUGCCAUGAUUCGAGCUCAGAAAAAGGCUGAGCAGCAACAGCAGGAAAGCGCCGACACAAAGAAGGGUAAAAAGAGAGAAAAGACCCCAGAAGUCAGUGAAUGAAGAGAACAUGUCUAAGAGCAGUUACAUUUGAUUGCCUAUGCGUACAUGUUUGGAUGCGCAAUCCAUGCGACAUCUCCUUUGCAACCUCUUUUUGUCCAAUGUGGGAUUCUGGAGCUUGUCUAUACUCUUCUCUGGGCAGAUCGAUUGGAUUGCUGUGAAAAUUUUGCGGGGAUGGGUUCUAUUUUAUGCAACAAGGGAAUAAUUGACUGUAAUUUAGAUGCUUGCUGAGAGCUUCAGUGGUUUGCAAAUGUGUUAAUUUCCCGAGUCACUCUUUUUGCGAAACUGGUUGUGGAACCAGGUUCUGCCUUUGAUCUUAA
This is a messenger RNA of Syzygium oleosum, 1156 nucleotides long. RefSeq lists its product as uncharacterized. Bases 213 to 839 code for a protein of 208 amino acids. The transcript is spliced from 5 exons. Gene Ontology annotation, biological process: translation; negative regulation of translation. Lineage: Eukaryota; Viridiplantae; Streptophyta; Magnoliopsida; Myrtales; Myrtaceae. Gene Ontology annotation, cellular component: mitochondrial large ribosomal subunit; ribosome. The record is from RefSeq and is a predicted model, not a curated record. Gene Ontology annotation, molecular function: structural constituent of ribosome; mRNA binding.